GGAAUCAAAUAUUGAUCUUUACCUGCCUAAGUAUAAAAAACUCUUCAAGUGGAAAGAAAAUGAGAGAAUUUUGGAUAUUGGAUGUGGAACUGGUGAAAUGACCUACAAGUACAUCUUCCCUUUACUUCCUCCAGACUUUUGUGAGUUUGUUUGCUCUGACAUUGCUCCGUAUAUGAUUGAUGAAGCGAAGAAAACAUUCAAAGACAUAGCGAAGGUGAAUUUUCAACUUCUGGACAUUGCUGGUGAACUGGAGGACCCCAUGAAGGGGAGAUAUGAUCGAAUCUUCUCUCUGUACUGCCUCAUGUGGGUUGCUGAUCAAGAGAAAGCCUUCCAGAAUAUCUGCGAUCUCCUCAAACCAAGCGGGGAGUGUUUCCUGGUCCUUAUCCGGAAGGAUCUCUUCUCGAGAAUUCUUCUUGAGUUAAUGGAUGAGCCGAAGUGGGAGAAAUAUUUUAAGGACAUUCGUCAAAAUUAUCCGUUUCCCUAUUCGAAGGAUUCAGAUCCCGUAAAGACUAUAGAGACAAGGAUGCAAAGACUAGGAUUUAGGCAUAUUCAAGUUAAUCUUGAGUCCGCUGACUUUGCUUUCCGCAGUGAAGAAGAAUAUUUAGGAUUCCUCAGAGCUAUUCCAAAUCCAAUGUCAAAGACGGCACCAGAAAUUCAGGAAGAAUACCAAAAGGAUGCUCUGAUGUUGGCAAAGAAGUACAAAGCGAUCCACGAGUCAGGGAAAAAUAUGGAAAAUGGGAACGUUUUAUUUAUUUUUGCUAGAAAAUAAAA
Molecule: messenger RNA, 771 nt
Organism: Lutzomyia longipalpis
Lineage: Eukaryota; Metazoa; Arthropoda; Insecta; Diptera; Psychodidae
Product: juvenile hormone acid O-methyltransferase-like
Exons: 2
Coding region: 98-769 (223 amino acids)
Source: RefSeq, a predicted model, not a curated record